Spirodela intermedia is the source of this 1701-nucleotide messenger RNA. The record is from the annotation of a GenBank genome assembly. NCBI's taxonomy places the organism in Eukaryota, Viridiplantae, Streptophyta, Magnoliopsida, Alismatales, Araceae.
AUGCCUGAUGGGCAAGAGAUUGCAGUUAAGAGGCUCAAAAUUUCUUCUCUGGAAGGGCAGAGGGAGUUGACGAACGAAGUCAAGUCCCUAGCGAAACUCAGACACAGGAAUCUUGUCCGGCUCCUGGGAUGCUGCAUUGCCGGCGAAGAGAAGAUGCUUAUCUAUGAGUAUAUGAAGAACAAGAGUUUGGAUGCCUUCAUAUUUGGUAAUUACGUCUCAUUUUACAUUUUGGCACUCUAAAAGGGUAGAGACGAUUUUCUCCAAUCGCCAGCUCACGGUUACCUUUUUUUAUCAUAUUAUGUUUUUAGUAAUAUUCAUACGAGAAGUAAUAAUUGUAAGACUUGGACGAACAUCCAUCCAGAUGAAACCAAGCGCGGUAUUCUGGGAUGGAGAACAAGGCUUAACAUCGUGCACGGCAUUGCUUGCGGACUACACUAUCUUCAUGAUGAUUCCGGGUCGAGAAUCAUACAUCGGGACGUGAAGGCUUGUAACGUUCUCCUUGACGUGGCAAUGAUCCCCAAAAUAUCAGACUUCGGUACUGCAAGGAUUUUUGAUGGAGAUCAGAUGUUAGAGAGGAGCAGAAAAAUCGUUGGCACAUAGUAAGUUCGUUACGAAACGAAGCAAGCAAAUCAUAGGAUUAUGGUAAAUAAAAUUUGGGCAAAGAAAUCACUCGUUUUUAUUGAAUGUCUUAUCGUCUUUUUUUAUGGCUUCCAUGGCUGUCAUACAGUGGAUACAUACCCCCGGAAUAUGCAAUCGACGGUGUCAUCUCUACGAAGACCGAUGUAUUCAGCUUUGGGGUUCUCCUCCUGGAGAUAAUCAGCGGAGUCCGGAAUCGAGGCCUAUACUUUAGUAAGUCCGAGGAAAGUCUUCUGUCAAAGGUAAACCUGAACAAGUGCAACUAUGAAUUAUUUUUAUUGCACUUAAUCUGUAUAAAUUUGUAACGAGAUUAUCAGGAGGCUCAAUAAAUUUGUUUGUCAACUGGCGAACUUCUUUCCGAAGGUGUGAAGCCCGGAAUUGUGUCCAUCUUUCAAGUUUGGCUGUCGCACGAUUGCCAAACAAAAGUUUGCCCACAUGAUAUCUACAUAUGCCUCUCGGACGCCAUCCCUUCUCUCUCCGAUAUGGCUGUUUGUCUUCCAUGAAUAGAUAAAAACAGACGGCCUACCUGGUCAAUCUUUUAGAUUUGUAGGAUUUCGAAUCGAAGAUAAUUUUCGGAAUUCUUGCUUGUAUUUGUGUGUCAUGAAUGGUUAGGCUUGAGCUUGCUCGACAGGCCGGCAUUUAGGUUGGGCUAGACAACGUCUAGGCUGACAAACAUGCUUUGCACUCAAGCAACGGUAGAUGUUUUGAUCUAACGAACAACGGUAUUCUUACAUCGAAUUUUUUAUUCAGGCUUGGAGGCUAUGGGAGGAGGGCAACUGCGCAGAACUCCUUGAUGAUGCACCAACAGAUCUUCGUCCAAUUUCUGAAUUAUUGAGAUGCAUCCAGGUUGGUUUAUUGUGCGUGCAAGAACAGGCGGUGGACAGACCCUCAAUGGACACCGUGACCAUGAUGCUCUUAAGUGCAACAUUUCCCCUACCUCAACCUAAGAGGCCUGGCUUCGUCAUAUUCGGUAGCUGGAAGCAUUCCGAUAGUGCUUCAUCAGUUGAGCUCCAAGACGAGGGCGGAAAUGGGGUAACACGCAGUAUGAGAGGGGACGUAGAUUAA